This is a messenger RNA of Branchiostoma belcheri (Belcher's lancelet), 2773 nucleotides long. RefSeq lists its product as uncharacterized. Gene Ontology annotation, molecular function: G protein-coupled receptor activity. The record is from RefSeq and is a predicted model, not a curated record. Gene Ontology annotation, cellular component: membrane. Lineage: Eukaryota; Metazoa; Chordata; Leptocardii; Amphioxiformes; Branchiostomatidae. Gene Ontology annotation, biological process: G protein-coupled receptor signaling pathway. The transcript is spliced from 3 exons. Bases 1 to 2625 code for a protein of 874 amino acids.
AUGUUCUCUUGGACGGUGGGUCUGACCGUGGCGUCGGUGGAGGCCGCCCUGCCCACCACGUCCAAUUUCUACGAGCGGUGCAUCAUGAGAGACUCGGCGGGCGCGCAGGGCUACAUCCCCCUGCAGAUCUACUAUCUCGUGCCUCUGGCGAUGCUGUCUCUGGUAGUGGUCAUCGGAUGCUACCUGAUGAUUGUGAGAGCUGUAAGAACCCACGUGAAAAGACGAGCUCGAACAAAACAGCCAAUCAUCGUGGUACAGGAGGUGGAUGGAGGAUCUGCCCCCAACUACGGCGCCAUCUGCCCGGCGGAGGCCUCCUCGUACGAGCCGCCCGUCGCCAGCGUCUGCACGCCGUCUGACUUCCCGUACUCGGGAGCGGAGGAGGAGCCUGGAGAGGAGACGCUGUACCUGGCACCCGUUAACUCACAGUCCCUGUCCUCUCAGUUAACGGAUAGCUCUCCUCUCCCAUCGCCCCACGAACCGACCAGCGCUACCCUGUCCAUACCACAGAAGCCACCAAGUCCACCCAACUCCUGCUACUCCAGCUCUCCCUGCACCCCAAGCGUCUCGGCAGACCGCCCAGACCCGGACAACAACGUCACUUCUGACAAGGAAGCGACUAGAAAGGACAGUGUGACGUACCGCAUGACUCCUCCUAAGGAUGAGGAAGAAAUAGAUGUGGAGAGUUGCCUUCGUCGAAGUAGUGUUGAAGACAUGAUCCUCAAACAGGCGGGGAAGUUCCCAAAAUCCAACUUCCUGACCGUCCCGGGGAUGCCUACAAUAACGCCGAAAAGACGAAAGUCUGUAACCGCCAACCCGCUGGCUGCUCCAGUCAACAGCGAAACAGCAGAGUCAAACAGCAUCUCGAACGACUCGAACGACGGUGUCCCCAGCCUGAACGAAAUGAACGGAUCUUCAUCAGACAUCUGCUUUGCUGUACCAGUACCAGAUCAAACAGGUAGAUCCACUCAAACGGCUGAAAAUGAAACUACAAUAGAAAUAUCCACCAAUAUAGAGACAGAUACCCUCUGUGUGCCAACUUCUCCCAUUGCCAACAACUACCUUGUUGUUGCUAGCCCUGUUGAAAUAUGUAAAGCACCAUCCGAUAAUUGUUUACAAAGUGUAGACCCCAACAAUGGCAAUGGUCUGGCUGUGUCAAAAGCAAACAACACUGUUAGUGUACCUCAUUUUAAGAGAACGUCAUCGCCAGGUCCAGACGAGGAGGACAGAAUUCUUCUGACAAAACUGAGAGAACCUCCGAAACCGUCACAAGGAAACAUCUUGCCUGUUCCUACCGCGCAGGACUGUAUACCCUCUCCAGUAGCAGACGAACACAACAAAUUAACGACUCUUGCCGAGGUGCCUAAGGCUUUACCAGAAGUUGUGUCGUCACCUCGCUCUCCUGUUGCUUCACCUAUGCGGACAAGGAGGAAAGGAGUAACGUCACUUCCCCCGGAGUUUAAAGCUAGGAAAAAAUCAGACGAUUACCUGGUGGUGCCAUCCGUUGACGUUGAAUUUGAACGUCGACCAAGUGCACCACAGCUCGUACCUUUCACAGGUCGGUUUUUAGCAGUCCCUCCCAUCAACAUUGCAAAGGAGAGGCGAGUGAGUGCCCCAAGCUACUCACCUGAUACUUCUGAAAAGUCAUCAAAGCCUCAUCGAGAAUCUAUUGCCUGUUCGAACCCUACAAGUAAGGCUCAGGUUGAUAAAAGUUUGAAGAAGCCUAAGAGAGAAUCUAUUGCUGUUUCGACUCCACGAUGGAAGACCAGCCUGAGAAGCCUUCUGAGCUUACGUAGUAGUCACGAGGAGGGAGUCAUUGAAGAAGAGGAGGAAGAGGAAGAGGAGAAAGAAAAUGAUUGUGAGAACAUUGAGCCCGAACCUGACAACCAGGGUGAACAGAAAAAUUGCCAAAUGAUGCCGGCUAAAAGAAGGAUAAGUUGGAAUCUUCCGAUGGACCAGUGUAGCAGUGAAGAGAACAGUUCACAAGGUGGAGAAGAUAUUUCCACGUCCGCCGAAGGGUCAGUUACAGUUGACAUCGACGGUGAAUGCGUCCGGUAUCACCGGUCAGAUAACAUAGCCGGUGACGAUGUCAGCUUACGAGAAGACUCGGGCAUCCACAUGCCAGCGGACGCUAACCACGUCAUCAGUACCCUCCCUGUCGCGCCAAGUGAGGGAGGCAGGGACUUGUACCUCUCCGUACCUCGCCGUAAAGCCAAACGUGUCAUAUCUCGUGAGCGUUUGUCCACGAUAUCUUUCUCCUCUGACAGAUCAUUGUCCAAGGUCUCUACGGUUUCACAAGCUUCGAGUUACAGUGGCGAGUAUAGGUCACGAUCACGGACAGCCACCAUGGACCGGUCAGCGGCCAGACGGUCAGUGUACAUUGUCCUGACGUUUGUACUGGCUUGGAUACCCUUACCUGUCAUUAUUUUAGUAGGGACCUUCGAAAAAUUCGUAAACGACCCGCAGAUUUCUGAUGCGGAGACGAUUGCCUAUGCGCUGAUGAUGGCAUCUAGAAUGCUGCAUCCCAUCCUGUACGCUUGUUUCAACAAAGGGUUCAGAACUGAAUUCAAACGAAUAAUAAAAGUUAUGGUAUGUAGACCAACAGCGCCUCAAGGAAUCGACAAUUAAAUAUUGUGAUAUUGUCGAUGAUAUGGUAAUAUCGCGAUAUCUUGCGAUACUUUGCUGACACCGAGUUAAUGAAAUCUCUAGACCUCUGGUCAAAUAAUUAUGCCUGGUGCAGCAAACUGGGAUACGGUAAAGCGUACGUACACAUAAG